AUGGCUCUUCCACAUAGCACACAUGGGGGGCACGCGCAGAAAAGAGCUGUCAACGAGUGCGAGUUAGUAGGAAGCUUGUGUGAGAAGUGGAGAAGAUCCAAGGCUGACAAGAGACGACUAGAAACCAAAGUUGAA
Fusarium verticillioides 7600 is the source of this 135-nucleotide messenger RNA. RefSeq lists its product as hypothetical. The record is from RefSeq and is a predicted model, not a curated record. The transcript has a single exon. Lineage: Eukaryota; Fungi; Ascomycota; Sordariomycetes; Hypocreales; Nectriaceae. The annotation marks the transcript as partial.